GUUGAAAGCCAUUCGAGUAGUAGGUAAAGGACCACACAAAACAGGAGCUUGACUUUUAAUCGUGCAACUGCUCGACAGAAGAAAAAAAAAAGUUCACAAAACGUCACUCGCGUUAACGCGGAUUCGUUCAUAAACAAAAAUAUACAACGAUGGCGGCCGGCCCGAUUGCCGAGAGAAAUCAAGAUGCCACCAUAUAUGUGGGAGGGUUGGACGAUAAGGUAUCGGAAACGCUUCUGUGGGAGAUGUUUGUUCAAGCCGGACCGGUAGUUAACGUGCACAUGCCCAAGGAUCGCGUGACACAGAUGCACCAGGGCUACGGUUUCGUUGAAUUCCUGGGAGAGGAAGAUGCUGAUUACGCUAUCAAGAUCAUGAACAUGAUCAAGCUUUACGGUAAGCCAAUUCGUGUUAACAAAGCCUCUGCCCAUCAGAAGAAUUUGGACGUUGGAGCCAACAUUUUCAUCGGAAAUUUGGAUCCUGAAGUAGACGAGAAGCUGCUGUACGAUACUUUCUCUGCUUUUGGAGUUAUUCUUCAGACACCUAAAAUUAUGCGAGAUCCGGAAACUGGUAACUCGAAAGGAUUCGCUUUUAUCAACUUUGCGAGUUUUGAAGCGUCUGAUGCAGCCAUGGAUGCCAUGAAUGGGCAAUACCUUUGCAACAGGCCGAUUUCCGUUUCAUACGCCUUCAAAAAAGAUUCGAAAGGCGAGCGUCACGGUUCUGCUGCGGAACGUUUGCUCGCUGCUCAGAAUCCCUUAUCGCAUGCCGAUCGACCGCAUCAACUGUUUGCUGACGCUCCUGUACCUCCACCUAUUAUCCCGAUCAUGCCGACCCAUCCAAUGAUGCCGCCUCCGCUUAUGGCUCCACCUCCUCCUCCAACACCAUCAGCUGUUCCGCCACCACCGCAAGCCCCGUCACCAUUCACACCAGGAAACAUCCCGCCACCACCACUUCCUCCGCCGAUCGGACAACCGCCACUGCCACCGUCAGCUCCCAUGGGCAUUCCUGCUCCGCCUAGAAUGAUUCCGCCACCUCCCUGGCAGCAAGCACAACCGGCUCCACCUCCGCCACAGCCACCCAACAUGCCCCCGGUUGGUAUUCCACUUCCGAGGCCACCACCGCCGGCCUGGAGACCACCCCAACCUCCACUACCCCCGCAGAUGCCCGGCCAGAUGUUUCCCGGACAACCCCGGUUGCCUCCGCCGCCACCUCAAAAUUUUAGCGUCGAUACGUUCUAAUAAUUUGUGUACGGUACGAUAAGGGAAAACCCAGCUUAUGGCGAAUCUAAUAAAGUAUU
Uranotaenia lowii is the source of this 1291-nucleotide messenger RNA. RefSeq names its product splicing factor 3B subunit 4 (gene Spx). Gene Ontology annotation, cellular component: U12-type spliceosomal complex; nucleolus. Gene Ontology annotation, molecular function: RNA binding. The transcript has 2 exons. Gene Ontology annotation, biological process: positive regulation of mRNA splicing, via spliceosome. NCBI's taxonomy places the organism in Eukaryota, Metazoa, Arthropoda, Insecta, Diptera, Culicidae. The record is from RefSeq and is a predicted model, not a curated record. Bases 150 to 1232 code for a protein of 360 amino acids.